Molecule: messenger RNA, 4179 nt
Organism: Cantharellus anzutake
Lineage: Eukaryota; Fungi; Basidiomycota; Agaricomycetes; Cantharellales; Hydnaceae
Product: Dbl-like domain-containing protein
Exons: 20
Coding region: 1-4179 (1392 amino acids)
Molecular function (GO): guanyl-nucleotide exchange factor activity
Source: RefSeq, a predicted model, not a curated record
AUGCUCUGCCAAUGGCAGUACUCAUGUCCUGAAUGCUGGACAGCUGGAACACCUCAAAGCUCACAAUACGCCCUGCCGUGGGAGGUACCUCGCGUAUCUUCUUCAUCUUUUGGCAAUACUGCCAUUUCACCCCAUCCACCGUUCAUACCGAGGGAUAUUACAGACGACCAUGAACCUGAGGAUGAAUCUUCACGGCAAGAGCGAUCCACGAUCAUCCCAGACGCAGAAAACGACUACAUAGAUAUUGGUGACCCCGACGAAAUUGACGAACAUGAAUUCUUGAAUACAGCCCUGUUAUCUCAUAUCGCUGUAAAACUCCGCGAUAAGGUUCCUCGCGGAAAUCAUGUCAAAGGGAGUAUUCCCUACCGGAAUGCUUUCACUGGGAAGGACAUCGUUUCCACCAUACAAUCUAUUAUCCAGCGUGACUUACCCGAUAUUGCUCGAGAUAAUAAACGAACUGCUCUUCAGAUCGCCCGGUCUUUACAGAACCAGUUAUUCUUCUAUGAAGUAGAAUGGGGCGACCGUCAGCUUUCUGGAGGAGUGGAGGACGUCUUCAUGUUCUUGGACGAACCGAAUGAUGAUAACAGUGUCGGACUCGGUGGGAUAACUGAACGUGACGAGCUACCGACGGGUGUGAUCACGUCGUUAACGAGAUGUUAUACCGUGGAUUGCAUCGACUAUGAGGGCCCUUGCUACUCCUAUAGUUGCCCGAAACGAAACGUACGUAAGCCAGUAGGGUUGUCGAUUGAUUUCGAGCCAAUGCCUGACACUGCGAAGCGUGGAUGGGCCGAUAAUAUCGAUCCAGUUAUCCUGAAGUCUCUGCCAGUGAGCGAGGUCAAGCGCCAGACUGUCAUCGCGCGGAUAAUUUCUCAGGAAGCUCAGUAUGUCAAUGAUCUUGAUCUGAUUGAUACGUUGUUUGUGAAGCCGCUGCGUGCGGCUCCAGAGCCCAUUGUUGCUCCCAACGAGCUGGAUUCUUUUAUCGAUACAGUAUUUGGGAAUAUCUUGGACUUGAGAGAAACGAAUCGAAGGCUUUUGGAAGUCAUGUAUGUCCGACAACGGGAGCAAGGACCAAUUGUCCAGUGGAUCGGCGACAUCUUCCUCAACGCGGCUGCAGAAUUCAGGGUGGUGUACCCACUUUAUGUUGGGAACUUACCUGCGGCAGAGAAAAGGGUCAAAGACGAGAGCGAAUACAACCCGAAAUUCAAAGUGUUCCUCGAGCACCAAGCUCGUCAUCCCCUUGCAAGGAGGAUGGACCUCCGUCGGUUCAUAACACGUCCGUCCGAGCAUCUUCAGCGCUACCCGACGCUUCUGGAAGCAAUACGGAACGAAACUGUCCAAGGCAACCCUGAUGCGGACUAUCUGCAGGAAGCUUCUGAGUCAAUAAGGAAGCUUUCGACCGUUGCGCAGCUUCGCACCUUUCAGUCAUCUAUGGGAAGAGGGCCUGCGGGCAGACAAGAAUGGCAUGAUCUGGUCUCUGCGGAGGUUCAAGAGCACAUACCAAGAAAAGAGUUCAAGCGUCAAUCUAUCAUAUUUGAACUUAUUAAGGGUGAGAUGGAGUAUGUAAGAGACUUGGAGUUGAUAGAAGUUUUGUUUCUCAAACCUCUGCGGUCUACGAAUCUCUUCAGCCCGUCGGAGCAUUCUGAGCGGAGGAGCGAAGAGCUUAUUCAUGAAAUCUUUCACAAUCACCUCGAAAUCUUGAGUUUCCAUCGGAAGCUCAUCGAGGUCAUGCAUGAGAUACAACGAGAGCAAUAUCCCUGCAUCAACAGCAUCAUUGCCCCGCUUUAUGAUGCUUCCCUGAAUUGGCAGGACGCCUACAUUGAAUACACCUCGCAUUAUCCUAUUGCUCGAUUCAGAGUUGAAGAAGCGAUGAGCAAUUACGCCUUCAAGAAAGUCGUUGAUGAUGCCCUGAAACACCCGGAAGCCCGGAAGCUCGACGUCAAAUUUUUCAUUAAUCGCCCUAUUCCUCGCAUGCUCCGCUACAACCUUCUAUUAUCAUCAAUUCUCUCUGCAACUCCCGAAGGCCACCCAGAUCAGCAAGAUAUACCACAGGUCAGCGAACUCAUCAGCGCUCUCGGGAAGAGUAUGGACCACUGCGUAGCAACUGCGGAGCGAAAGGUAGAGUUGUGGCGAUAUAAGCGCAAUCUCCGGUGGAAGAUUGGGGAAGAAGUUGACUUGGACCUUUUGGAUGAAACAAGGACACUGGUUCAUACGGGGAGGCUUUUGCGUCAGCCAGAAGGUGGAAUGGAGUGGAACUCAUGGUCCGAAUUAUUCGUUCUCCUUUUUGAUAACUAUUUUGUGAUGACAAAACCAAAGGAGAAAGACGGAGUCACCUUAUACUACGUCAACCGCAGACCCAUUCCGUUAGAGCUACUUACUGUCCUUUCAUUUCGGGAACCUCCACAACAUCGGAGCUCCAGUCUUCUAGGAUUUUCCAGGGGGGGUGGGCGCAGCGGUGCCCAUGUGGAUGGAGGUGCAGUGGGUGCUGGGGAUCGUGGUGAUGCCGGAGACUCGAGAAUGUUGUACCCCUGCAGCAUACAUCACGCCGGCAGAGUCGGCGGACAUUAUCACUUGUUCGCGGAGUCUGCAGCAAUCCGACAGGAGUGGGAGCAGAAGCUGUCAGAAGCGGUUGUUAUGCGAAAAGUUGUUCAGGAGAACAAUAAAGCAUUCGAACAAAGAAUCAUCAGCGCGGAUACCUUCCUAGUCCCCAGUAUCCAGGCUGUCCCUGUGCAGGCAUACGAUGGCGCUAUUACCGGGAAGAUCACUUGCUCAGUUCCCCUUACUGCAGCUGACGGUCGGCCAUUGGUGGCAGUUGGAUGUGCUGAAGGUGUUUGGAUUGGUCUCCGUCAUGAUUCACGAUCAAUGCGGCGUGUCCUCCAUUUGAAGCAGGUGACUCAAUGUGCAAUACUGGAAGAGUUUGGGAUCUUCCUCGUGCUGGCGGACAAGUCGUUGUUCGCCUACCAUAUCGAGGCCCUAGUUCCAUCCGGACCGCCAGGACCGCAAUCCCAACGACAACCUCAAAAGUUGAAUGGAAGCCGUGACGUACAAUUUUUCAGUGUUGGCACUUGGCAAGAUCGUACCCUGGUCAUAUAUAUGAAAAAGAAGGGGCUGGACAGUGUGUUCCGCAUUCUGGAACCUGUCACUGGCAAGACAGCCGAGAAGACAAAGCCAACCACUUUCAGCCGCAAUAUAUUUGGGCCGAAGCAGUUAGAUUGGUUCAGAGUUUACAAGGAGUUCUUCUUACCUUCCGACUCUUUUGAUCUUAUCUUUCUGAAAGCCAAAAUUGCAAUACUGUGUACAAAGGGAUUUGAGAUCAUGGACCUGGCUGACCUUAAGAGCAUAACGAUUCCAACCUCAGAGGAUCCUCGUCAUAGUCAAUUAGUCAAGCGGUGCGAGUCGUGUAAGCCCAUGGGCAUGUUCAGAUCGGGGGAUAAUGAGUUCCUUCUGUGUUACGAUGAGUUUGGAUUGUAUGUUGAUCGACAUGGAGAGCCGUGCCGCCAGUAUGGCGGUGUGGUCGAGUGGGAAGGCACAGCAGAACGCGUUGCAUUCCAUCCACCAAACAUUCUCAUCUUUGACACUCGCUUUAUCGAAAUUCGUCAGAUCGAUAAGGGUAAGCUCGUACAAAUCAUUCCAGGAACAGAUGUCCAUUGCGUCUGGGAUGGGCGGGGCAGUCUUGUCAUCCCGAAUCCGUUGACUCCUGGGCCUCAAGGCUGGGAUGAGAGGGCUCCGCCUGAGCCUCGCGUCCAUGCCGUGAUGAAGGCUGACCAGAACCCACCGAAUGCACCACGAGGCGCCCAAGCUCAACAUCUAUUCGAGCUUGUCCCAACACAGCUACUGUAUCCUCCCUCGUCACAUCAAUCUGGUGGAUCCCUACAACACCUCGCAGAUCAUCUUCCCCAGUUCGUUCCCCUCGACCCUCAUCAGGGGGGUCGGGUUGGACACGGUAACUGUUGUAUUUCUCUUUCAUCCCUUAACUUAUCAUGGAUAUGGCGUUCUGGAGUCUUUCGUAAUUUGGGACCAUUUAUGUUUGAUCCCCUGACAUCAAAUGAUGUAAUGUACUUCGAUACUGCUAUUCCAAAUCACGAAAAGAUAAAUCCAAUUGAAAGCAUGAACCCAAAUACCAUGCAAUCUCAACAGUUGGAUGGAGGCAAAAACGGAAACUUGCAAUGUAUAUGCAAAUAA